Messenger RNA from Fundulus heteroclitus (mummichog), 1994 nucleotides. RefSeq names its product methyltransferase like 3 (gene mettl3). Gene Ontology annotation, cellular component: RNA N6-methyladenosine methyltransferase complex; nucleus. Gene Ontology annotation, molecular function: mRNA m(6)A methyltransferase activity; mRNA (2'-O-methyladenosine-N6-)-methyltransferase activity. The record is from RefSeq and is a predicted model, not a curated record. The transcript is spliced from 11 exons. Lineage: Eukaryota; Metazoa; Chordata; Actinopteri; Cyprinodontiformes; Fundulidae. The coding region runs from base 140 to 1909 and encodes 589 amino acids.
AUAGAAGACGAAGAAGAAGACUCCGGCGACUAUUCGCCAUGCUCCACGGAUACGUCGCUGCUUGGAGGGAGGAUUGUUUACAGCUUUGGUUCACUGUUAGCAGCUUCUGCGCUCGCACUGCUCGGUGAUCGAGCUCAUCAUGUCAGACACAUGGAGCAACAUCCAAGCCCACAAGAAGCAGCUGGACUCGCUGCGGGAGCGGCUGCAGCGGAGGCGGAAGGACCCGGCGCAGCUGUCCGGAGCGGACGGUGGGAUGAGCGCCGACGGUUCCACAGCCAGGAGCGACAGCCCAGCCCCAUCGGCUCCCUCCACUUCUCAGGAGGAGACGGAGAAACCGCCGGACCCUGAGCUGGAGAAGAGGCUGCUGGAGUAUCUGUCCGAUCUGAGCCUCUCUCUGCCCACAGACUCGCUGGCCAUCACCAAUCAGCUUAACGGUGCUGAAGGCGCCGUUACUCACGGAUGCAUCCAGAGCCUGCUGCUCAAGUUCUCUGCCCAGGAGCUCAUCGAGGUCCGACAGUCUACCCCCAUUUCCUCCUCCGCUGCGACCUCCUCCCCCACCGCCGCCACGGUCGUCAUAGCCGUGGACCACACGAAACUCUGGGCCAUGAUCGGCUCCGUGUCUGGAGCCCAGAGGGCCGGAGUGAAGCGGAAAGCUGAAGACCAGACGCUCGGCGGCUUCUCGCCCAAACUGCAGAGCUCUGCGUCUCCUCCGCACUCUUCCACCUCCUCCCUGACGCCGGCCUCCUCCUCCUCCUCGCAGCUCGCGGGAUCCUCGGCGUCGGGGAGCGGAGCUGAGAAGAAGGGCCGCAGCAGUAAGAGCCAGUCGUCUCACGUUGACAUGGAGAUCGAGAGUCUCCUGAACCAGCAGUCUACCAAGGAGCAGCAGAGCAAGAAGAUGAGUCAGGAGAUUCUGGCGCUCCUGAAUGCCAGCACAGCCAAGGAGCAGUCCAUUGUGGAGAAGUUCAGGUCUCGCGGCAGAGCCCAGGUCAUGGAGUUCUGCGACCACGGGACCAAAGAGGAGUGUCUCCACUCCGGAGACACGCCGCAGCCGUGCACCAAGCUACAUUUCCGCCGCAUCAUCAACAAGCACACAGACGAGAGCCUCGGUGACUGCUCCUUCCUCAACACCUGCUUCCACAUGGACACCUGUAAAUACGUGCACUACGAGAUCGACAGCCCCCCAGAGACGGAGAGCAGCCUGGCGGGGCCCCAGGCGGGGACCCCCGAGAUCGGCCUCCACGCCGAAGAUGCAGACAGCAACGUGGGCAAACUCUUCCCCUCACAGUGGAUCUGCUGCGAUAUCCGCUACCUGGACAUGUCCAUCCUGGGGAAGUUUUCCGUGGUGAUGGCCGACCCCCCCUGGGACAUCCACAUGGAGCUGCCGUACGGUACCCUGACCGAUGACGAGAUGAGGAAGCUCAACAUUCCCGCCCUGCAGGAUGAUGGUUUCCUCUUCCUCUGGGUCACUGGAAGGGCCAUGGAGCUGGGCCGGGAGUGUCUCAGCCUAUGGGGCUAUGAACGCGUUGAUGAAAUCAUUUGGGUGAAAACCAACCAGCUGCAGCGAAUCAUCCGCACAGGCAGGACGGGUCACUGGUUGAACCACGGGAAGGAGCACUGCCUGGUGGGCGUGAAGGGAAGCACCCAGGGGUUCAACAGAGGCCUGGACUGCGACGUCAUCGUGGCCGAGGUCCGCUCCACCAGCCACAAACCAGACGAGAUCUACGGCAUGAUAGAGCGCCUGUCGCCCGGCACCCGGAAGAUCGAGCUGUUCGGGCGACCUCACAACGUCCAGCCCAACUGGAUAACGCUCGGAAACCAGCUUGACGGCAUUCACCUCUUGGAUCCAGAGGUCGUGGCCCGCUUUAAGGACCGAUAUCCUGACGGAGUCAUCUCCAAGCCACACCCGUAGCGAGGACACCAGCUUGGAGUUUGACUCUGCUUGGAUUUUUAUACCUGUGAAUAUUUUUUUUUAAUAAAUAUUUUGGAACCAGGUG